AUGAGCAGCUCAACGGCUCCUCUCCUCCUCGCUCUGCUGUUGGCUUUCGUGGCUCGAGGCCACGCCGACCUAUACGGCAACCCCACGCCGCCGGCUCAACCGCCGUCGAGAGUGGCCGGAAAGAAGUUCCCCCCGGACGAGUUCAUCUGCAACAGCCCCAACAGCGACUGCUUCGGCGCCAACAUCACCUGCCCCGAUCAGUGCCCGUCCUUCCGGCCGGCCAACCCCAAUGAGAAGGCUUGCUUCAUCGACUGCAACAAUCCCACCUGCGAGGCUGUCUGUGGAACCAGGAAGCCGGACUGCAACCUGCCUGGUUCAGGGUGCAAGGACCCGAGGUUCGUCGGCGGCGAUGGCAUCGUGUUCUACUUCCGCGGCAAGGCGAACCAGCACUUCACGCUCGUCUCCGACGCCGGCUUCCAAAUCAAUGCCCGCUUCAUCGGCCUCCGCCCCGCCGGCCGCCGACACGACUACACGUGGAUCCAGUCCCUCGGCAUCCUCUUCGGCAAGCACACCGUCACCGUCUCCGCCACCCCCGCUGCCGCCUGGGACCGCAGCGCCGACCACCUCUCCUUCGCCUUCGACGGCGAGCCCUUCGACCUGGGCAUCGGCCACCUCUCCUCCUGGUCCUCGCCUGCCGCAGGCGACCUCCUCGUGGAGCGCACCGCCUCCGUCAACAGCGUGAUCGUGGUCCUCCCCGGGACGUUCGAGAUCAGGGCGACGGUCGUCCCCGUGACAAAAGAGGACGACAGGAUCCACAAGUACAACGUUCCCGCCGACGACUGCUUCGCCCACUUGGACGUGCAGUUCAAGUUCUUUGGGCUGUCGGAGCGGGUGGAGGGCGUGCUGGGGCAGACUUACCAGCCCAACUUCCAGAAUCCGGUGAAGAGGGGGGUGCCGAUGCCGAUCAUGGGCGGCGAGGACCGCUACUUCACCUCCUCUCUGCUGGCCACCGACUGCAAGCGCUGCAUCUUCUCGUCGGAGGUGCCGGCGGCGCCUGAGGUGGUCGACGCUUCUGCUGCUUCCUUCGACUGCACCAGCAAGAUGAGCCAUGGAUAUGGGAUAGUCUGCAGGAGGUGAGAGCGUGAGAUCAUACGAGGAAGAAGAGAGGAGGAGACACUGAAGGACGGAGAAGGGGGUUUAGUAUGAAUAAGGUGGCAUGGUGUUGCUGUUGACAGCAGUAGCAGCAGCAGCAGCUCAUGCAGCAUAGAAUCUUAGUCUACAUAAAAAGAUUGAUCAGUAUUAUGUGAUGAUACCAAGUGUGUAAGCAUUAUCUAUUAUGUUUGAGAAUUGUGAGGUAUGAUGUGGAGCAACUGCUCCUGUACUUUGCUAUUGAUUAAUAAAGUGUUUAAGGACCUAA
Molecule: messenger RNA, 1357 nt
Organism: Musa acuminata AAA Group (dessert banana)
Lineage: Eukaryota; Viridiplantae; Streptophyta; Magnoliopsida; Zingiberales; Musaceae
Exons: 2
Coding region: 1-1077 (358 amino acids)
Source: RefSeq, a predicted model, not a curated record